Messenger RNA from Lathyrus oleraceus (garden pea), 1371 nucleotides. RefSeq lists its product as uncharacterized. Gene Ontology annotation, biological process: biosynthetic process; conversion of methionyl-tRNA to N-formyl-methionyl-tRNA. The transcript is spliced from 10 exons. The record is from RefSeq and is a predicted model, not a curated record. NCBI's taxonomy places the organism in Eukaryota, Viridiplantae, Streptophyta, Magnoliopsida, Fabales, Fabaceae. Gene Ontology annotation, cellular component: mitochondrion. Gene Ontology annotation, molecular function: methionyl-tRNA formyltransferase activity. The coding region runs from base 85 to 1152 and encodes 355 amino acids.
CCAAAAAAUCAGUUAUGUUCUUUUAAUUUAAACAAAAGAAAUGAAUAUGAUAGAUUAGAUUGAGAUAAGUGCCACCGGAGAAGAAUGAUUCGGCGGUUAUGGUGUGUGCAGUGUCAGAGCGCGUCGUUCUCUUCCACUUCCACCACCACCAACAAGAAGAAGCCCGUUGUUCUCUUGGGAGCACCUCAGGUCUCCACGAUAGUCCUUGACGCACUUCUCACCGCUUCUGCUUCUCCACAUUCUUCCUUUGAGGUUGCGGCUAUUGUGACUCAGCCAGCCGCUAGAAGGGACAGAGGGAAAAAGCUUUCGCUCUCUCCCUUGGCCAACUAUGCUCUUGACAGAGGCUUCUCUCAGAAUCUUAUUUUCACUCCUCAACGUGCCGGAGACGAUACUUUCUUGUCCGAUUUAAAAGCUUUGCAGCCGCAGCUAUGCAUUACGGCAGCUUAUGGAAAUAUAUUACCUACCAAGUUUCUAGAUAUCCCUCCUUUCGGAACAGUUAACAUUCACCCUAGCCUUUUGCCAAUGUAUCGUGGUGCUGCUCCGGUCCAAAGGGCAUUGCAGGAUGGUGUUAAAGAAACUGGAGUGUCGUUAGCAUUCACUGUUCGUGCACUCGAUGCUGGACCUAUCAUUGCUACUGAAGCAGUUCAAGUUGAUCAUUAUAUAAAGGCACCUGAUUUACUUGAACUCCUGUUUCAUAAAGGGUCUGAACUUCUGAUUCGGGAACUUCCGUCUAUAUUUGAUGGAUCAGCAAGAGUGAAGGCACAACCCCAAGAUGAUUCUAAGGCUACAUUGGCACCAAAGAUAGGUCCAGACGAAUCAUGGCUAUUCUUUGAUCAAGAAGCAUCUGUUCUCCAUAAUAAGGUUCGUGCAUUUUCAGGGUGGCCAGGAUCUAGAACGCAGAUUCUAGUAGUUGACAAAAAUGGUGAAAAGAAAACUUUGGAGAUUAAAGUCAUAACCACACGAGUUUGUACCCAUGAAAGUGUGCAGUUCAAUGAAGCAGAUGACAUUACAUUUGUCAAUGAUGCAUUGGUGUUUCCAUGUGGAAGGGGCACCACACUUGAGGUAUUGGAGCUUCAGCUUCCUGGAAAAAAGGUGGUUAAUGCAGCUGCUUUCUGGAAUGGCUUGCGGGGACAAAAGCUGAAGAAAACAUGAGCAGCAGUGGUUUAUCGAACAGAAAGCCCUAUUUAAAACUAUCAUCUUUCAUCCGGCUGUUUGGGCAAUUGAUUCUUUCUUUUUUAUUUUGAUUUGAUUCAAGAUUUUCAAUUUCUUCAAUCAUUUACAUGAUUUGUAGAUAACUAUCAUAUCAGUAUUUUUAUUUUAACACACUAUUUUAACCUUGAAAAUAGAAAACUAGAUGUAUUGGAAGUCAAA